This is a messenger RNA of Klebsormidium nitens, 1923 nucleotides long. Lineage: Eukaryota; Viridiplantae; Streptophyta; Klebsormidiophyceae; Klebsormidiales; Klebsormidiaceae. The record is from the annotation of a GenBank genome assembly.
CAAGAAGAGUUCAAACUUUACAAAAGCCUUGUGACGCGACGCUUCCGGAGUUCUUGCUGUGCGUCUUGAAUGUUCCUCACAGCAGGUCCAGAAUGCUCUUCUGACAUCCCUGAACUUCAACAGGUCAAGGUCAAGGAUUUGGAAGGGAGCGGUUCCUCUUUCCUUCCGAAGUUCUUGAACCCCUGUCCUGACUCCUGACUCUCGAGGCUGAUCCUAGAAGCGACUUGGGAAUUUUCACCCUGGGCACUUCUAAUAUUUAGCCUCAGCAUUUCUAGCUACUUGACGCACUGAGUGACCGUUUGACGGAAAGCUUCCAUUUAGAGCUGGUAAAGGCAACAGCGAACAAUGGCUUCCGCGGCGGCAAUGUCCGCCACAGCCUGCUCCAGAAUUUUCUCAUCCACGUUGGUGUCCUGCAAGGCCUGCAAUGACAGGCUGUUGAUGGAGAGCCCCGCCAUGCCUGGCAUGCAACUGCACAGGCGCCAUUCUCAAAAUGCAGGGCUUCCAGCAAUCUUCCGGUAUGGCAGCACAAACUCCCGGCAAGGAUACCGGCGUGCCAUUGAAGCAACAGUCGCGUCGCCCAGCAAGUCGGCUGCCACGCUCAUCAGCCCCACGGGCACCACAGAGUAUCCCCUUCCCUCAUGGUCAAAGUUUGAGAGCGGGGAAUGUGCUGUCUUCUGGGAAACCACCUUCGGGCGGCCCCCAGCUUCGGGAGAGCCGCUGAAGAUUUACUUCAACGCACGCGGCGCAACCGAGUUGAAUAUCGUGGACGACUACGUUGCGUUCAACGGGGGCUUCAAUCAGCCCAUCAUGUGCGGGGGGACUCCGAGGUCGAUGACCAAGAACGAGCGCGGCCCGCACUGCGACCCGUUCUACAGCAUCCGGAUCAAUGUGCCCGUGCACGCGCAAACGCUCGAGUUCUCGUUCACCGACGGCAAGGAGUGGCACGGGUCGUACAAGCUGUCGUUCGAGAUGCCCACGCGGUUUAGAAACCAGCCCCAGUCCUUCUUUGACCAGGGCUUGGCUGCGGAGCUGUCUGCGGAAGACGGGUGCGAGACCGCCAUCUUCCCGGACUCUGUCAUCAUCCAGGACCGCUGCAUGAUGCCGGGCGGGAUGGGGCUCGAGGGGGGAGACAGGUGCAUGCUGGAUAUCAACCCGGGUUGCAUGGACCCUGCCUCGCCUUUCUAUGACCCUCUGGCCAACGUUGAUGACGGCUCGUGCGACCUGGACGGCUUCUAAGCGGCCUAGAAGCGGUGGGCAUGUUUGAAAACUGGAUUGGGCUGUUUGUAUAGUGGUGGGCGCGAGCGGUGGCCUUGAAAUCGUCCUCACAGCGGUCCAGGAAAUCAGGUUGAUGUUGAUGCUAACGCUCCAAAGGACCUCUACAAGUACGGGUGGCUCAAAGAGAAAGCACUUGGGGGCCCACCUUGGCAGUCGUCAGAUGAUCCCUCACACAGGUCUUCUCAUAGGAAGCCUAGGAGCGUCAUAUUCUAGGACCCAUUCAUUCAAUUGAUAAGUAAGUUCACGUCAAGUGGCUUGGAGAUCUGCUAGCUCGUACAAGAUUGUGGGACGUACGGCACCAUACGUCGGGCAACACAAGCAGUCCUCUUUGCAUAUAAUAUUCGUGUCAAUGGUCAUCAUCGUUACUGUAUGUUGCCAUCAAUUCGGAGCUCCUGAUUGCUUGGGACAAUCCGGUCUAGCUCAGCCUAAUUGCCAGUGCAGCGGCGAACUUACAAGAGGCUAGCAGUCCGCAUGGUCCUUGGAAGGUUUUUGUGGGACAAGUGGCAUUGAGAUGACUAGAUCGAUCAUUGGUUCUACAAUUGCACACCGACAGGUGAUGCAGCGCUUGCCGAGCAGCGAACUUGACGGAAUUUCAACAGUAUACAGGCGAUACUUCAUAUAGUUAUUGUCAUUGUUGGAUCAACGUCG